This is a messenger RNA of Nomascus leucogenys (northern white-cheeked gibbon), 6155 nucleotides long. RefSeq names its product regulator of G protein signaling 6 (gene RGS6). The record is from RefSeq and is a predicted model, not a curated record. Gene Ontology annotation, biological process: intracellular signal transduction; G protein-coupled receptor signaling pathway; regulation of G protein-coupled receptor signaling pathway. Bases 553 to 2214 code for a protein of 553 amino acids. The transcript is spliced from 19 exons. Gene Ontology annotation, molecular function: GTPase activator activity. NCBI's taxonomy places the organism in Eukaryota, Metazoa, Chordata, Mammalia, Primates, Hylobatidae.
GAACGGCUUCGCGAGUUGGGGCAGCUCCUCGCGCUCGGCCCUGCUCGGCGGCGAGAGCUCCGCCUGGGCGCCGCGUUCCUACAGCCGCGGGAGCAGCCAGACGCCGCGGGAGCCGCCAGACGCCGAGGGAACGGACCAACCUCCGCGCACCCUUGCCGACCCGGGCGGGCAGAGGUGGGCAAGCGGCGAACGCCCGGAAGCGCGGAGAGCCAGGCCAGCCCGGAGCGCGCCGGGGACACCCCGUGCGCCCCGCGUCCUGGCACCAUGCGACCCGCCGCGCGUCCUCGCGGGCCCGGGGCUUCGCUCUCCGCUCUCUGAGCCCCUGCGCUCGCCACCACGGAAACUCGGAAAGAGGAGGCGAGGCUGUGGGGAGCGGCGCGGAGACGGACUAGACUUCCCCUCCGCCCCCAAGAGGCUGUCGGUCUCCGGUUCCCUGGGCUUCUCCAGCUUUAUCAUGAACCUGGCGCAAGGUUGGCUUUAGGAGAAAUUCAGGAGCCGCAGGGAGAGUCAAGGCAAUUCUUUGGUUGCUAAGUGUGAGUGAAGACACUCAGGAUGGCUCAAGGAUCCGGGGAUCAAAGAGCAGUGGGGAUUGCUGACCCAGAGGAGAGUUCUCCAAACAUGAUUGUCUACUGCAAAAUUGAAGACAUCAUUACAAAGAUGCAAGAUGACAAGACAGGAGGUGUGCCCAUCAGAACAGUCAAGAGCUUUCUCUCCAAAAUCCCCAGUGUCGUCACAGGUACUGACAUUGUGCAGUGGCUUAUGAAGAACCUUUCCAUUGAGGACCCAGUUGAAGCAAUACACUUGGGAAGCCUUAUCGCUGCCCAGGGCUACAUCUUUCCAAUCUCAGACCAUGUUCUCACCAUGAAGGAUGAUGGCACCUUUUAUCGUUUCCAGGCUCCAUACUUCUGGCCUUCAAACUGCUGGGAACCUGAAAACACUGACUAUGCCAUCUAUCUCUGUAAGAGGACAAUGCAAAACAAAGCAAGGCUGGAACUGGCAGAUUAUGAAGCAGAAAACUUAGCAAGACUCCAGAGGGCCUUUGCAAGGAAGUGGGAAUUCAUCUUUAUGCAAGCAGAAGCACAAGUAAAGAUUGACCGGAAAAAAGACAAGACAGAAAGGAAAAUUUUGGAUAGUCAAGAACGAGCCUUUUGGGAUGUCCACAGGCCUGUGCCAGGCUGUGUGAACACAACAGAAAUGGAUAUCCGAAAAUGUCGACGCUUGAAGAAUCCACAGAAGGUUAAAAAGUCCGUGUAUGGCGUGACUGAAGAGUCCCAGGCACAGAGCCCAGUGCAUGUACUCAGCCAACCAAUCAGGAAAACAACAAAAGAGGACAUCCGGAAACAGAUAACAUUUUUGAACGCACAGAUUGACAGACAUUGUUUGAAAAUGUCCAAAGUAGCUGAAAGUUUAAUUGCCUACACGGAACAAUAUAUGGAAUAUGACCCUUUGAUAACACCAGCUGAGCCAUCCAACCCUUGGAUCAGUGACGACGUUGCUUUGUGGGACAUAGAGAUGAGCAAAGAGCCCAGCCAACAGCGAGUAAAAAGAUGGGGCUUCUCUUUCGAUGAGAUAUUGAAGGACCAGGUGGGGCGGGACCAGUUUCUACGAUUCCUGGAGUCCGAAUUCAGUUCAGAAAACCUCAGGUUCUGGCUGGCUGUCCAAGAUCUUAAGAAACAACCCCUACAGGAUGUGGCCAAGAGGGUAGAAGAAAUCUGGCAAGAGUUUCUGGCUCCAGGGGCUCCAAGUGCAAUCAACCUGGAUUCUCACAGCUAUGAGAUAACCAGUCAAAAUGUCAAAGAUGGAGGGAGAUAUACAUUUGAAGACGCACAGGAGCACAUCUACAAGCUGAUGAAGAGUGACAGCUAUGCCCGCUUCCUCCGGUCAAAUGCUUACCAGGAUUUGCUGCUGGCCAAGAAGAAGCCAGAAAGUGAGCAAGGUCGUAGAACUUCCCUAGAAAAGUUCACUCGCAGUGUGUGCUGCUGGCGCAGAGUCAGAAUGGCCGCUGCAUUUCACCCCCGAGGUGGCUUCCUUCCAGCAGUGGGGAAAGUCGCUGGCGGGCAAGCGCCUCACGGGCCUGAUGCAGUCCUCCUGACCGUUCCCACCGCAGGUCCAGGGCCUGGGCCCGCGGACCCCACAGGCAGGCGGCGGCGCUCCACAUCUGCGGACAGAGUUUCCUUACGGGGAGACUUGGUCACUGUGAAGGAGAAAGAGUGAGGGCAAUGAAGGCCGAUGGUGGGGAGACUCGGUGGGUGAACGGGGAGACCAGACAGAAAGAGUCCACAGAGCCUGGGCUGGGCCCGGUGGAGGCUCCUGUUUACAGUCCUCUCUUCUUUGUACAGUUGUAUCCCAACACUCCACUCGCUAAGAGGCCCUGAUCCCAGCUCAUUCAGGGGAGAACACGUCGUGGGGUUCCUGUCACGACUAUCACUUGAGAUUAUAUUCUUAUCCUCACUCCCUCGCUGUCUGGAGAGGGUCACACCUUCUGGCAAAUUCAAGAGAGAUGAGUGGACCGAGAACACAUCCAGUAUUUGCAUCACCUCCCUGGCACCUCCCAUAGUUACAGCCACCACAUCCCCACCGCCGCCUGUCAUCCCUCACAUCUCUGUGGCCACCCGGGUGUCACUGCCAGCACCAGGCACUGCUUUCAUGUAAAAUGUCCAAAUCACAUCUUCAGCAAGAAAGCAACCUCAUGGAUUGCCCCGCCUCAAGUUCUUUCCACCCUCUUUGAGAUCAACGUUCGGAGAGGUCCCCGCCAGCCCGGUGGCUGCCCUCAGGUCCCGUCACAUGUCUCAAGGGUCCAGCGUUUGAGGAAGCACUGUUGUAGUUGACAGAGCUGCUUGUUUCACAGUUGUGGGGAUUCUGCUGACCAUCUUUUAGAAAAUUAUUUCAUAACUUAUUCUGGUUUUGCCCCCUUGCUCCUUGGUUUAUUCCCUCAUGUUUUACUCAAAAUAAACAUGGCCAUGAACUCAGGGGCCAUUGGGAUUCUCCCCUCUGGCAGCCCCAGGUGGGAGCUGGGAGGGUCCCCAGCCCAGGAGGUGGCUGGAUUGCAGGGCUGGCAGCCCCCACGUGGUGGCAUCCUGACAGGCAUGAUGAGAGCCUUGCUGGGUCAGGUCUCCUUUGUGUGUGAAGCUGGGGCAGAGUAUGCUACAAAGGGACCAGGCCAGGUCACAGGGUUCUCCUCGCAGUCUUUAUCUGAAGGCCCAGCCAAAGCACCCCUCUAAACCGGUCACCUAGGGGAAAUGCAAAAACCUGCAAAAGAUCCACCUGUAUUCCUUCCGUGUGUGUGUCAAAAUGACCAUUUGCCAACCUGGCUGUGAGGUAAUGUAUGUAAGGCACCGAGUCAGGUGCCUGAUACGUAGUAGGUGCUUAGCAAAUGGUAGCUAAUACUAUCAUCAUUGUCAUUGUUAUUGUGACACCCAUUGCCCACAGACAGAGCUGUAUUAAGUAACCUGUUUUUGAAUCCAGACAUUCGCUCCCCCACUUGCUAUGACUAUCCUCCUUUGAUCUAUUUUUGGUCAUAGGUAAAAAAAAAUCUCUCUUGGGAGCAUAUAAACAAAAAACACAGAAGCAAUAAAGCGAUAGCUGGUAUUUCUUUUCUCAUGUAGCCAAAUUCACCAGCCGGUGACCGAAGGCUCAGAUGCUUGCUUAUUUGCAGACCCGGCCUCCUGGGUGCUCCCCAGUGACCCAUCUUUCCACCCCACCACCUCCAAGUCCUGUCUAUGUCUGCUUCCACACAGCCCUGUCCCCAGGGCACCAGCCUUCUGUCCCUCACGGCAGUGCCACCACGGGCAUUAGGAGUCUUCGUUAUGUUGUAUCCUUGUGAGUUCUUGACUACCAUGCCCAAGUCUCCCCCACUGGCAAUAGUUCCUCUCUCGGAGGCAUAGUGGCAACUGGAGAGAUGACAGAUGUUGAGUCCUCAGUGUCUCCAGAGGCAGCAAUUCUUGCUGCACACCUACACAUGCUCAGCACAGAGGCUGGUAUUUUGGAGGCACUAAACACUUGAUGAGUAAAUGAAUGGCAUAAAGCCCCAUUCCAAGUUAUGGGGUCUUUUGACAGGCCCCUUUCAUCCUCUUUCUCUUUGUAUAAACCUCAUGUUUCAGAACAAAAUUGCAGUCUAAGUUCGUUUGCCCCCAGCCUUGCCCAAGGAUCCCCAGGCUGUGCUGACCCCUAGGCAUAGGGCAAAGGGUGUUCCCAAGCAGCAGGCACCUCAGUGCCCUCAGUUAUCCAGGGAAAGGGGCCUGGCUACCCCCUGCUCCUCCCCAUGGUGCAGGGGCAUUCUAAGCCAGGCUGCAGACACGGCAGGGUUGGCUUCUUGGCCAUUCCUUCUGUGCCCCCUUCUCCUUCUGACUGGUCUCACCCUGGAGAUCCCCAGAGGAUCUGACCAGAGCCAGGUGGACUGUGGCCCUGAGAUGGAGCUGGCUGCAGGCUUACAAGCACCUCUGGGGACAUCCAGAGGGGAGGGUCAGUAAGCACAACAGAGCUAGGGAGACUUCAGAUGGACUCAAACCCAGAGCAACAACACUCUCAUACCACCCCGCAGCUAAGGCACCCGUGUUCCCCAGUAGAUCAAGCCAGAAGCUUUGCAAGAAGGGAGUGGAACGAGGCUGCCUACCCAAGGUCCAUCUACCACGCAGAACUUGGUCAUGCAAGUACAUUUGGAAAAUCUGGUCUUGGCCCGUCCCCCAUUGGCCUGGUCUACACAGCCAAAAAUUCAGACUAGAUUAGAUGUUUGCAGGCAAUUCUGUAGCAAAGCAAAUUCCCCUACCCUGUCCUGCCCCCUAGAAGCUGCCUUAGCCUCCCUGACUGGGUGUGGUCUCUGGGCCUAGGACUCAUCCCUAUGAGGAAAAGUGCUCUCCAGCCACAUCUUGGCAGCCCCACAGCCACAGCAUCAGGGCAGCUGCAGCAAGUGAUCACCCACCCACCGGGUUAGAUACACAAGGCACCAGGCACUGGCAUCUGACUAAAAUAACCUUUCCCUACAUGGGAAGAAGCAAGCUUGUAGGUUGGCACAUAUAAAUGUCCAGCCGCAGCCAGAUGGCCUGACCUAAGCAGCAGGAACUCUCUGGGCUGGGGAGGAGCCUCCUGCCCUUCUAGAAAGUGAUGUGUCAGCUUUGUUCUCCUGGGAAGGUGUUGCUAUACCCCGGGAACAAAGCAGGGCCCAACUGCCAGUGCAGUCGGCUGGGCCUGCGCUCCAGGUUCACCGCCGUUAAGCGGUCAGGUACCGGGCCAGCACCCUGGGAGGGACCUCUUGCGACUCUGAGUUGCAGCUUGGACUAGCUGAACACAUGGGGACAUGCUCCAGGAGCUUCUUCCCUGGCAGGAUUCCUGGGAUGUUCAAACUACCUCACCAACAGGACGCUGAACCAGGAGCCUGCCACCAAACUGGCCCCCUUGGUGAUUGUGGAAGGUGAUGUUUUUCCUAAAAUGCAUCCCUCCUGUUCUGCUCCAAAUACAUGAGCUUCAAAAACCACCACCAGGAAAGCCUUCCCAGAAGAGGGAAAGGAUUGAGGGCUCUCUUCCUCUGAGCCCUGCAGAAUGUAUUGGAGGGAGGUGUUUGCUGCAAGGUCCAGGAGCUGGGAAGCUCUGGGCUCGGGGGGAGAUAAUGCACCACCAGCCUCGAAAAGGAGCUGCCCAAGUUGAAUAUGUAGCAAAGACCAUGGGAUAAGUUGAAUAGUGGCCAAAUGAAUCACUAAUAACUCACCAUGGGACCCUCUGAAGAGAGGCCUGUGCUCAUGUAACCAUAGCAACAGCAGAUGCCAGCAACCUACUCAUUAGUACCACCCAGUGAUAAGGCAUCCCCUGGGCUAGACCCAGGGGCCAUAAAGUAGCAAAGUAGCAAAUGUAGCAAUAAGGGGCCUGGGUCUAUACGGGGACAGGGUCCAAAUGACCAGGCCUUGGCCCUCUCCCCAGCCCCGAUGAGGGCUCAGAGCCAGCUGCUGUCAGCUGUCUGGGGAGGGAAGGCCCUGCUCCAUACCGGGGGCCCCUGUUCUAUUCUCUAAACCCACUCACCGCAUGAUCACGGACUCAUCGGAAUGGCCUCCUCUUAGUGCAUGUGGUUCUCAUUAGUUUAUUUUUCUGGAAUUUGGGGAUUGGACCCCAGAACCAAACAUGCUGGUACAGUCUAAAAAUAAAUGACUUGAACCCACUUCAAUCCA